UGCCCCGCUCCGCGCUCACUUCCGCUGGGCCGGUGGCAGCGGGCGGCGGCGGGAGCGCGGCGGGAGGCGCCGGUUCAAAGCAGACGGAGACCCGAGUGCCUGCGAGAAGAGAAUAAGGUGCGAGCUGCUCCGUGGCCCGCGGGAACGCCUUCCCUGAACUGUCUCGCGUGCCCUCCUUAAAGCUCACACCCGGCAGCGGUUUCGGACCCUCCCCGAGGGCCGAGCUCCAGUGAAAUCGCCGCUGUCGGGGUUGUCCGAAGGGCCGUCGCAUCCCGGCCCUGCAGAGCAGCCCUGCCUCGGGCUCCGACGUGGAGACUUCGGGCAGAAGAGCACAAGCAGCAGUUUGCUUCUCGGAGUCCCUUGCUGGCGCUGCAGGGCUUGGAGGAGUUGUGAUGAGACGUGCUGCUAGCUGGAGACCACGAUGACGGACUCGAAGUACUUCACCACCACAAAGAAAGGGGAGAUAUUCGAGCUGAAGGCAGAAUUGAACAGCGACAAGAAGGAGAAGAAGAAAGAGGCCGUGAAGAAGGUGAUAGCGUCGAUGACUGUUGGCAAAGAUGUCAGUGCUCUCUUCCCAGAUGUGGUGAACUGCAUGCAGACGGACAACCUUGAGCUGAAGAAGCUGGUCUACCUCUACCUAAUGAACUAUGCCAAGAGCCAGCCAGAUAUGGCUAUCAUGGCAGUCAACACAUUUGUGAAGGACUGUGAGGAUCCAAACCCUCUGAUCCGGGCUCUGGCUGUGCGGACCAUGGGCUGCAUCCGGGUGGACAAGAUAACGGAGUAUCUCUGUGAGCCCCUGCGGAAGUGUCUGAAAGACGAGGACCCUUACGUGCGCAAGACGGCAGCCGUCUGUGUGGCAAAGCUCCACGACAUCAAUGCUCAGCUGGUAGAGGACCAAGGCUUCCUAGAUACCCUUAAGGACCUCAUCUCGGACUCCAACCCCAUGGUAGUGGCCAAUGCAGUAGCGGCGCUCUCGGAAAUAGCGGAGUCUCACCCAAGCAGUAACCUCCUGGACCUAAACCCCCAGUCCAUCAACAAGCUGCUCACAGCCUUGAACGAGUGCACCGAGUGGGGCCAGAUCUUCAUCCUGGACUGCCUGGCAAACUACAUGCCCAAGGAUGACCGGGAAGCGCAGAGCAUUUGUGAGCGCGUGACGCCUCGGCUGUCCCACGCCAACUCCGCGGUGGUGCUCUCAGCGGUAAAGGUGCUAAUGAAGUUCAUGGAGAUGCUGUCGAAGGACCUGGAUUAUUAUGGCACGCUGCUGAAGAAGCUGGCCCCGCCGCUGGUCACCCUGCUCUCCGCAGAGCCAGAGCUGCAGUACGUGGCUCUGCGCAACAUCAACCUCAUCGUGCAGAAGAGGCCUGAAAUCCUGAAGCACGAGAUGAAGGUGUUCUUUGUGAAGUACAACGACCCCAUCUACGUCAAACUGGAGAAACUGGACAUCAUGAUCCGCUUGGCUUCCCAGGCCAACAUAGCCCAGGUGCUUGCGGAGCUGAAGGAGUACGCCACGGAGGUGGACGUGGACUUUGUAAGGAAGGCGGUUCGAGCCAUCGGCCGCUGUGCCAUCAAGGUCGAGCAAUCGGCUGAGCGCUGCGUCAGCACCCUGCUGGACCUCAUCCAGACCAAAGUCAACUACGUGGUGCAGGAGGCCAUCGUCGUCAUCAAGGACAUCUUCCGCAAGUAUCCCAACAAGUACGAGAGCGUGAUUGCCACCCUGUGCGAGAACCUGGACUCCCUGGACGAGCCCGAGGCCCGGGCCGCCAUGAUCUGGAUUGUGGGGGAGUACGCCGAGCGGAUCGACAACGCCGACGAGCUCCUGGAGAGCUUCCUGGAGGGGUUCCACGAUGAGAGCACCCAGGUUCAGCUGCAGCUGCUGACAGCGAUUGUGAAGCUGUUUCUGAAGAAGCCCACGGAGACGCAGGAGCUGGUGCAGCAGGUGCUGAGCCUGGCUACUCAGGACUCGGACAACCCGGACCUGCGAGACCGCGGCUACAUCUACUGGCGCCUGCUCUCCACCGACCCGGUGGCUGCCAAGGAAGUGGUGCUGGCGGAGAAGCCCCUCAUCUCCGAGGAGACGGAUCUGAUAGAGCCAACGCUGCUGGAUGAGCUCAUCUGUUACAUCGGGACGCUGGCCUCCGUCUACCACAAGCCUCCCAGCGCCUUCGUGGAGGGCAGCCGGGGGGUCGUGCACAAGAGCUUGCCUCCGCGAACGGGCUCGAGCGAGAGCGCGGAGAGCCCCGACACGGCCCCCUCGGGGGUCCAGGCGCCGGAGCAGCCGGCCGUCAUCCCCACUCAGGGUGACCUUCUGGGUGACCUGCUGAACCUGGACCUGGGCCCCCCGGUGAGCGGGCCCCCCAUGGCCACCUCCUCCGUGCAGAUGGGCGCCGUGGACCUCCUCGGAGGUGGCUUGGACAGCCUGAUGGGGGACGAGUCGGAAGGGCUGAGGAGCGAUGUGGGAGGCAGCCCUGCCAUGGGCGGCGGCGGCGGCUUCGCAGCACCCAGCGCCGCAGCACCCGCGACCCUGGGGGCACCCCUCAGCAGCGGCCUGGGAGACCUCUUCGACCUCACCGGGGGAGUGGGCACGCUGUCGGGAUCCUACGUAGCGCCCAAAACGGUGUGGCUCCCUGCCAUGAAGGCCAAGGGGUUGGAGAUCUCCGGCACAUUCAGCCGCCAGGUGGGCUCCAUCUCCAUGGACCUCGUGCUGACAAACAAAGCCCUGCAGGUCAUGUCCGACUUUGCCAUCCAGUUCAACCGCAACAGCUUUGGCCUGGCCCCGGCAGCUCCUCUCCAGGUCCACGCGCCUCUCGCCCCCAACCAGUCGGUGGAGAUCUCCCUUCCCCUGAACACAGUCGGCUCCGUCAUGAAGAUGGACCCCCUGAACAACCUGCAGGUCGCGGUGAAAAACAACAUUGACGUGUUCUACUUCAGCACGCUGUAUCCGCUGCACAUCCUCUUCGUGGAGGACGGGAAGAUGGAGCGGCAGAUGUUCCUGGCCACGUGGAAGGACAUUCCCAACGAGAACGAGGCCCAGUUCCAGAUCAAGGACUGUUCUCUCAAUGCAGAUGCCGUUAGCAGCAAGCUCCAAGGCAGCAACAUUUUCACCAUCGCCAAGAGGAACGUGGAGGGCCAAGACAUGCUCUACCAGUCCCUGAAGCUGACCAACGGGAUCUGGGUGCUGGCAGAGCUGCGGAUCCAGCCCAGCAAUCCCAGCUUCACGCUCUCCCUGAAAUGCCGCGCGCCGGAGGUGGCCCCCUACGUCUUCCAGGCCUACGAGACCGUCCUGAAGAACUGAGGGGCCACGGCACCCCGUCCGCCUCGCCGCCCCAGGAAGCGGGGCAGGACCUGCGUGCAUGUUUCCUCUUUCUCCUUCCAAGGAACAAACAUGAGCAAGAUCCCCUCUGGCCGUCGCCCUCGAGCCGGCGGGACCCGAGGGCUGGGAGCGGAGCUGGUGCUCCCGUUGCCGUGGGGGCCGGGGAGGGUGGAGGAGGGCAGGGGCUUCCCAGCCGCUCCGUGCAUCCGUGUAGAAAUCCCUGUGUGAGUAAUGCAGUGUCCUUCUUGGUAGCGUCGCCCCUGCGGGCGCCCUGUUUUCACCCUCGAGGCCCACGCGAGCCCUUUCGUGCGGAGCUGGGGCGCGGGGAGACGGCGCGACGGCUUGCGCAAGGCUCCUUCCCCUCUCGCCUCCGCUUCCUCGGGCCUCUGGCGGGUCGGUGCCCUCGUGCCCGUGCCUGUCCCUGUCCCUGGCCCUGCAACAAUCGCCCUCUCCCUGGUGGUGGGUCUCACACCUGACCACGCGUGGUGGCUGCUGAAGGAUUCAGUGCUCAUCUCUGAUGGAGCGGCUCAGAGCCAGCUGUGGAGGGGGGUCCUGGAUGGAGCUGCUGGGGGAGCAGCACUGGGAGCCUGGCAGGGCUCCCCGUCCCCCCUGGCACCCCGACCCUCCCGAGGCUGCUGCUCCUCGGGGCUCGGCGUACUCCUGCCUCGGCUGGACCUUGCUUUGGCUCCUUCCCGCUGUUGGGGGCUGGCCCCAGGGAGCCCCAGCUCCACGUUUGCCCCAUCUGGCAGCCGCCAUCCCUUGGAUGAGGGGCUCCCCAAAGGGCUCGAGGCUAUGAAAAGGGCUUUCCCAGGAGGGCCUCACCCAGACACGGCUGCCUGGGGCUGGGGAGCCUCCGUCGGCCGCGGGAGCUGGGCUGGCCACCGUCCCUCUGGGCACUGCGGCUUCAUCCCUGCCCCAGGCUGCCGGAGCAGAGGUGCUGCCUUCCCCAGCGGUGACACUAAUUGUCCCCCUCCCCCCAAAUAAAGCCAUUGAUCACCCCUGAAUAGAAGUGUUCAGUGCAAGUUUUCAGCUCCCGCCAGUAAAUAUCUAAUAUAUAUAAUAUAAAUAUAUUGUAUGUUCACUUGUUUUAAAAGGACAUGGAAUAAAGGUGACAUCUGCCCAUGGA
Dromaius novaehollandiae (emu) is the source of this 4436-nucleotide messenger RNA. It is a transcript of the gene AP1B1, whose product is annotated as adaptor related protein complex 1 subunit beta 1. Gene Ontology annotation, cellular component: clathrin adaptor complex; membrane coat. The coding region runs from base 422 to 3292 and encodes 956 amino acids. Gene Ontology annotation, biological process: vesicle-mediated transport; intracellular protein transport. Gene Ontology annotation, molecular function: clathrin binding. NCBI's taxonomy places the organism in Eukaryota, Metazoa, Chordata, Aves, Casuariiformes, Dromaiidae. The transcript is spliced from 24 exons. The record is from RefSeq and is a predicted model, not a curated record.